UAGUCCGAAACGUCAAAAACUCGAAUCGGCAGACGAACUGACACAGGAGAAACAACAAGCUGCACAACUUUAAGGCUUGCCAUAAUUCAUCUAAAGAGGUAUCUCUGGACAAAGCCACAGAUGCGUAGUUGUAGGAUGAAUAUCGGCAAUGUCGUCCUCGUCUAACAACUAGAACUCGAUCAUGAGAGCAGUAGGAAAUGGCAAAAAGGUGAAGAACGGAAGAAAAUUAUUUUUGCGUUUAGCCGUUUUGUCGGAUCCAUCAACGGAGGACUCAACCUCAAACCACCGUGGUAUCUUGAAAAAACGCUAGCAGAGAUCGCCGACGAAGAACGUAAUUCUGCUUUCGAUAAAGCAGCAGAAGAUUUUAGCCACGAUGAAGCUGAAGAGCUUGACCCCGAUCCCUAUUUUGUUCCAGCAAAUACGAGGAAUUCAU
Messenger RNA from Amoebophrya sp. A25, 433 nucleotides. NCBI's taxonomy places the organism in Eukaryota, Dinophyceae, Syndiniales, Amoebophryaceae. The record is from the annotation of a GenBank genome assembly.